Protopterus annectens (West African lungfish) is the source of this 10595-nucleotide messenger RNA. RefSeq names its product ubiquitin specific peptidase 24 (gene USP24). Gene Ontology annotation, biological process: protein deubiquitination. Gene Ontology annotation, cellular component: nucleus; cytosol. Bases 997 to 8754 code for a protein of 2585 amino acids. NCBI's taxonomy places the organism in Eukaryota, Metazoa, Chordata, Ceratodontiformes, Protopteridae. Gene Ontology annotation, molecular function: protein binding; cysteine-type deubiquitinase activity; cysteine-type endopeptidase activity. The record is from RefSeq and is a predicted model, not a curated record. The transcript is spliced from 67 exons.
UUAUACAUGUUUAUUUUUAAGUAGCACUGAGGAGAGGGAGAAAAUGAGAUAAGGAGUGGACUGUGUGUUGAGAGAGAGUUAUAGAUAUUAUCUCGUCAUUCAGGUUUGGCAAAGGAGCAAUGCCAGUUCUUGGAUAGAUGUUCAAAUAGUAGUUUAAAACUGGUAGAUUCACGUGUGUUUUGGAGGGUGUGCGGUAGAGAGUUCCAUAAUUUGGCUAUUUGAUUUGAGAAUUGGGCUUCACCGUGAGUGUUGUUAGCUUUGUCUUUUUAUAUUGAGAUUUGUCUCCGAUUCGUUGACAACAUGCGAGUGGUGGUUCCAUUAAAGAAUAAAUCAUUUGUGAUGAUAUAUGAACAUUUUGUAUUUGUAUUUCAGGGUUUUCUGAACCUUGCUCUUCUGCUUGGGUAUCCGUUGUGAGACUGCGCCUCACAUCCAUCUGGUUGAUUUAGUUACCCAUCUCUCUCUCUCCAGCGGUGAAAACAAUACAGCAAAUGCAAACAUAGGAAAAAUCAGACAUUUGGCGGUUUAUACCGUUUUCUCAACUACUGAUUACAUAGACUUCCUUACCGUGUAAAAAAAAAAAAAACAGAUUUAAUGUAUUCACGAUGUACCGGACACCGCGUGUACCUCAUUUCUCCUUUGUGCGGAAUUUGAAGUUGGAUAGUCCUUUCUUCUAAACUGCUUUUCAACUUUUUGCAAGAUAAUUUGUUCCAUUUUCAUUGAUGCAUUAAAUGUUUGCGAUGUGACAACCACCGGAAUGCAUUGUUAUACUGAUAAAUACACUUACGUGACUAACACAACUACUGACAAAAACUGCUGUCAGUUAGGAGGUGCGUCUUUUCCUAAUGCUUCUCGUGGAAGGUUGGCUUCCGGGGGCGGCACCUGCAAGUGGAAGAGGGAAGUAGAAGUGUGUAAACAUGGUGGCGCGCGUACUUAGGAUGGAAGGUAAAGCAGUAGUUUGAGUAGUACUACGGAAUUUUAUUCUGAAACACCUUAACCAUGGAGUCUGAGGAAGAGCAGCACAUGACUACACUUCUAUGUAUGGGCUUUUCAGAUCCGUCUGCUAUCCGCAGGGCUCUUCGCUUGGCAAAAAAUGACAUUAAUGAGGCAGUGGCUUUGCUGACCAACGAGAGGCCUGGUCUGGAGUAUGGGUUCGAGUCGCUGGAUAGCGGUUUGGGACAUAGAGGCGAUGGAGACAGCAGUAGCAUUCGUAGUGGUGGUGGGAUCGAUCCACCCCCUGCUUAUCACGAGGUGGUGGACUCUGAGAGGAGUGAUGAAAAUGGAAACUGUCCAGGUGGUAACAUAGAAUUCCCCACUACCAACCUUUAUGAGCUGGAGAGUCGAGUAUUUACAGAUCACUGGUCUAUCCCAUACAAGCGAGAAGAGUCCCUGGGCAAGUGCUUGAUUGCCUCUACUUGUUUAGCAAGACUAGGUUUGGCUGAUGCUGAUGAGAACUGUAAAAGAUUCAUCGACAGGUGUAUGCCCGAGGCUUUUAAGAAGUUGCUGACCUCUAGUGCUGUCCAUAAAUGGGGUACAGAAAUUCAUGAAGGCAUCUACAAUAUGUUGAUGUUGCUUGUGGAUCUGGUGGCAGAAAGAGUAAAGCAGGAUCCUGUGCCUAUCAGUCUAAUGGGAUCGCUCACUAUGGCCUUCAACCCUGGAAAUGAGUAUCAUUUCAAAAACAGAAUGAAAGCUUGUCAGCGGAAUUGGGCUGAAGUUUUUGGUGAAGGGAAUGCAUAUGGUGCGUCUCCAGCUUCCAGCUUUCAGAAGGAACCCCGUGGUUGGCUUGUGGAUCUGGUUAACAGGUUUGGAGAGAUGGGUGGUUUUGCAGCUAUCCAAAGCAAGCUUAACUCUGAAAAUAUAGAGCUUGGGGCAAUAUCUGCACUAGUUCAGCCACUUGGAGUUUGUGCGGAGUAUCUCAACUCAGUGGUACAGUCUAUGCUGGAUCCUGUCAUCCAUCGGACGAUUAAAUAUGUUCAGUCUAUAGAAGAAAAGGAUCUAAAAGAUAAGAGACUGGUUAGCAUUCCUGAAUUACUCUCUGCAAUCAAAUUGUUGUGUAUGCGUUUCCAACCCAGUCUUGCGAUGGAGGUGGAUGACUUGCGUUUGGAUAUUCUUUUGCGUAUGCUUAAAUCACCACACUUCAGUGCAAAAAUGAACUCUCUUAAGGAGGUUACAAAAUUGAUAGAAGACAGCACAGUAGCCAAAUCAGUAAAAAAUGCAAUUGAUACAGAUCGGUUAUUAGACUGGCUGGUUGAAAACUCUGUUCUUUCGAUAGCACUUGAAGGUAACAUCGACCAGGCACAGUACUGUGAUCGCAUAAAGGGAAUCAUCGAACUUUUGGGCAGCAAACUGUCCUUAGACGAACUCACAAAAAUCUGGAGGAUACAAGCUGGGCAAUCAUCCACUGUGAUUGAAAAUAUUCACACCAUUAUUGCAGCAGCUGCAGUGAAAUUUAACUCUGAGCAACUAAGCCAUCUUUUCUUUCUUAUUCAGAAGACUUGGGAGAUAGAGAAUGACAGAGUCCGCCAGAAGCUUUUGAGUCUAAUUGGACGAAUUGGUCGGGAGGCUCGAUUUGAAUCUACCACUGGAAAGGUAUUGGAGGUGCUGUGGGACCUGGCUCAUCUUCCGUCAUUGCCAUGCGGUUUAGUUCAGCAAGCUCUGGAGGAACAUCUCACCAUUCUCAGUGAUGCUUAUGCUGUGAAGGAAGUUAUUAAAAAAGCCUACAUUGUUAAGUGCAUUGAAGACAUUAAAAAGUCUUCCCAGCAGAGUAACCCACAGGCAGUAUGGGUAGUACCAGCAUUACGGCAGCUACAUGAGAUUACUCGGUCAUUUGUCAAACCGACCUAUCAGAAACAAGACAAGAGCAUUAUCCAGGACUUGAAGAAGAACUUUGAAAUAGUAAAACUGGUGACUGGAAGUCUUGUAGCUUGUCACAGGCUAGCAGUCUCAGUAGCUGGACCUGGUGGACUCGUUGGCCUAACGUUGGUGGAUGGGAGGUACACUUACCAAGAGUAUCUUGAAGUGCACUUAAAAUUCCUGGCAUUUUUUUUGCAAGAAGCCACACUGUAUUUAGGAUGGAACCGAGCCAAAGAGAUCUGGGAGUGCCUUGUAACUGGACCGGAUAUCUGUGAAUUAGAUCGAGAGAUGUGUUUUGAGUGGUUUACAAAAGGACAACAUGAUCUGGAGAUAGAUGUUCAGCAGCAACUUUUCAAAGAGAAAAUUCUGAAGUUGGAACCCUAUGAAAUUACUAUGAUGGGGUUCAGUAUGUUCAAGACAUUUUUUGAAAAUGUGAAUCUGUGUGAUCAUCGUUUGAAAAGACAAGGAACACAACUGAAUGUAGAAAAACUGGAAUUGAUAGGAAUGGAUUUUAUCUGGAGGAUUGCCAUGGAAUCACCUGAUGAAGAGAUCGCUCAUGAAGCCAUUCAGUUAAUUAUAAACUACAGCUACAUAAGUCUGAACCCUAGACUUAAAAAGGACUCUGUGUCCCUACAUAAGAAAUUCAUUGCAGAUUGUUACAAGCGGUUAGAAGCUGCAAGCUCAGCACUUGGAGGCCCUACAUUAACGCAUGCUGUAACUAGAGCCACAAAAAUGCUAACUGCAACAGCCAUGCCUACAGUAGCCACGUCUGUGCAGUCACCUUCUAGAUCAACUAAACUUGUUAUAAUUGAGCGAUUACUGCUGCUUGCUGAGCGUUACGUGAUUGCUAUUGAGGAUCUUUAUUCUGUCCCUCGCACAAUCCUACCUCAUGGUGCUUCUUUUCACGGACAUCUUCUGACACUCACUGUUACUAAUGAGUCAACCAAAGAUAGCUUUUCUGUUGAGGCUCACAGCAAUGAGACAGUUGGAAGUGCUCGAUGGAAGAUUUCAAAGCAAUUGAACUGUGUUGUGGAUAACAUUCAGAUAUUUGCAAAUGACAGCUUGCUGACUGUGAAUAAAGAUCAGAAGCUACUUCACCAGUUGGGCUUUUCUGAUGAGCAAGCACUCACUGUAAAAAUAUCAGGAAGUGGAACUCCAUCUGGGAGCUCUUUGGAGGCUUCUGCCAGUACAAGUAGCAGUAUUAGUGCCUUCAGUUCAUCAUACGUUAUGGAACAGGAAAAGUCUCUACCUGGUGUGGUGAUGGCAUUGGUCUGUAACGUCUUUGAUAUGCUUUACCAACUUGCUAACUUAGAAGAGCUGAGGAUUACGCUGAGAGUUCGGAGACUUCUUUUGCUAAUUCCAACUGACCCCACCAUUCAGGAAGCCCUUGAUCAGCUUGAUUCCUUGGGAAGAAAGAAAGCUUUAUUGUCUGAAUCUUCUGGCUCUCAGUCCUCAAAAUCUCCAUCUUUGUCGUCAAAACAGCAGCAUCAGUCCUCUGCCACUUCCAUUUUAGAAAGCUUAUUCAGAUCUUCUGCUCCAGGCAUGUCUACAUUUCGAGUGCUUUAUAAUCUGGAGGUUCUGAGUUCCAAAUUAAUGCCAACUUCAGAUGAUGAGAUGGCAAGAAGCUGUGCCAAAUCUUUCUGCGAAAACUUCCUUAGAGCUGGAGGCUUGAGCUUGGUGGUGAACGUAAUGCAGAGAGAUUCAAUUCCUUCAGAAGUGGACUACGAGACGAGGCAGGGUGUCUAUUCUAUCUGUUUGCAGCUAGCAAGAUUUUUACUUGUUGGUCAGACAAUGCCUUCAUCACUAGAUGAUGAUCUAAUUAAGGAUGGACUGGAACCUUUAUCUUCACGACCAUUCCGCAAUGUUCCACGGCAAAACAGCAGGCAGAUGUCCCUUUGUGGCACCCCUGAAAAGUCAUCAUGUAGACAGAUGUCUGUAUCAGACAGGUCUUCAAUAAGGGUCGAGGAGAUCAUACCUGCUGCUCGUGUUGCAAUACAGACAAUGGAAGUGAAUGAUUUUACAUCAACGGUAGCCUGUUUUAUGAGGCUUACCUGGGCUGCUGCAGCAGGACGACUUGAUCUGGUGGGAAGCAGCCAGCCAAUUAAAGAGAGUAACAAUUCUCUCUUUCCUGCUGGAUUCCGCAGUCGACUUAGCAGCUCGGGAAGCAAUUGCAGUUCAGGAAGUGAAGGAGAAGCAUCUGCAUUGCAUGCUGGCAUCUGUGUAAAACAGCAUUCUGUUUCCAACAAAGAUGCCAUUAUUGCAGGAGAGGCCUUAUCUUUGCUGGUCACAUGUCUGCAGCUCCGCUGCCAGCAAACUGGUUCUUUUUAUUGUUUACCAUGUGUUAGUGACUUCAUCAUUGACAUUCUUCUUGGAUCACCAAGUGCAGAGGUGCGUCGUGUUGCUUGUGAUCAGCUAUAUACACUUAGCCAGACUGACACAUCAGCUUAUCCAGAUGUGCAGAAACCUAACCAGUUUCUGUUACAGGUUAUCCUCACUGCACAGUUACCUCUUUGGUCACCAACCAGCAUCAUGAGAGGCAUCAACCAGCGACUUUUAUCUCAGUGUACAGAAUAUUUUGACCUCAGAUGUCAGCUGCUUGAUGAUUUGAUAUCUUCAGAAAUGGAACAGUUGCAGCUCAGCCCAACAACAAUGUUAGAAGAUGAGAUUACAUGGCUUGAUAACUUUGAACCAACAUGGACAGCAGAAUCUGAGACAAGUGAAGCAGACAAUAUCCUUUUGGCAGGACAUUUGCGACUCAUAAAAACUCUUCUUUACCUCUCUGGAGGAGAGAAAGAAAGGCUUGGACCAUCAUUAAUUAGACAGUUGUUAGAUGAUUUCCUGUUUCGAGCUUCUAGAAUUAUCUUCAACAGCCACAUUCCAACGGGAAGCACUCCAUUAAGUCAGCAGGACUUUCAUCCAAAAUGCAGCACAGCUAGCAGCCGACUGGCAGCUUAUGAAGUUUUAGUGAUGCUGGCUGAUAGUUCCAUUUCUAAUCUUCAGCUUAUUACUGAAGAACUUUUAUCUUUGCACCAUCAAGCUGACCCUGCACUUAUUAAAGAAUUUGACUACCUACCACCAGUUGAUAGUCGCUCCAUUUCAGGAUUUGUUGGAUUGAAAAAUGGAGGUGCUACAUGUUACAUGAAUGCUGUAUUUCAGCAGCUGUAUAUGCAGCCUGGCCUUCCUGAGGCAAUAUUGUCAGUUGAUGAUGAGGUGGAAAAUCCAGACGAGAGUGUUUUUCACCAGGUGCAGUCCCUCUUUGGUCACUUGAUGGAGAGCAAGUUGCAAUACUAUGUUCCUGAGACAUUCUGGAAGAUUUUUAAGAUGUGGAAUAAGGAACUUUAUGUACGAGAACAACAAGAUGCCUAUGAGUUCUUUACCAGCCUUAUAGAUCAAAUGGAUGAGUACCUGAAGAAAAUAGGAAGAGAACAAGUAUUUAAGAACACCUUUCAAGGCAUAUUUUCUGACCAGAAGAUUUGUAAGGAUUGUCCACACAGAUAUGAACGUGAGGAACCCUUCAUGGCACUUAAUUUAGGAGUGACCUCAUGCCAGAGCCUGGAAAUAUCAUUGGAUCAGUUUGUCAGAGGGGAGGUGCUUGAGGGAAGCAAUGCUUACUAUUGUGAGAAGUGUAAAGAAAAGAGAACCACAGUAAAGCGAACAUGCAUUAAAUCCUUGCCUAUUGUCCUGGUUAUCCAUUUGAUGAGAUUUGGAUUUGACUGGGAAAGUGGUCGCUCCAUUAAAUAUGAUGAGCAGAUACGGUUCCCUUGGAUUUUAAAUAUGGAACCUUAUACAGUCUUAGGAAUGGCUCGACAAGAUUCAAAUUUUGAAAUUGGGGACAUGGGUAAAUGCACGGAGCAAGGAGGAAGUGGCUCACCUCGUAAGAAAGGUGCACCAACAGAAAACUAUGAACUUGUUGGUGUAAUUGUCCACAGUGGUCAAGCACAUGCUGGGCACUAUUAUUCAUUUAUAAAGGAUAGGAGGGUUUGCACGGCUAAAGGAAAGUGGUACAAGUUUAAUGACAAUGUGGUGGAGGAGUUUGUCCUAAAUGAUGAUACCUUGGAAUAUGAAUGUUUUGGUGGAGAAUAUCGACCUAAAGUGUAUGAUCAGUCUAAUCCAUAUCCUGAGGUCCGUCGAAGGUACUGGAAUGCUUACAUGCUGUUUUACCAGAGAGUAUCGGACCAGAACUCCCCUGUUUUACCAAAGAAGAGUCGCGUCAGUGUAAUGCGUCAAGAAGCUGAAGAUCUUUCACUGUCUGCUCCAUCCUCUCCAGAAAUUUCACCCCAAUCAUCACCUCGCCCACACAGGCCUAAUAGUGAUCGUCUUACUUUACUGACCAAACUAGUGAAGAAAGGAGAAAAAAAGGGCCUGUUUGUAGAGAAAAUGCCUACUAGAAUUUAUCAGAUGGUGAGGGAUGAAAACCUGAAGUUCAUGAAAAACAGAGAUGUAUAUAAUAGUGACUACUUCAAUUUUGUUCUUUCAUUGGCAUCGGUAAAUGCUACCAAGCUAAAACAUCCACUUUAUCAAGCAAUGGCAAAAGCAAGUCUACAGUUAUCUUUUCAGUUUCUUUUUCAGUCCUACCUUCGAACCAAGAAGAAGCUCAGGGUUGACACUGAUGAAUGGAUUACUACCAUUGAAAUGUUGUUGUCAAAAAGUUCUGAGGCAUGCCAGUGGCUGGUUAAAUAUUUAAUUGGACCUGAAGGGAAAGAACUCCUCAAGAUCUUCUUGUUGGAGUGCAGUGUAAGGGAUGUCCGUGUUGCUGUAGCCACCGUUUUUGAAAAAACUUUACAGAGUGCCUUGAUGUAUCAAGAAACAAUGAAGGAUCUGGAGCAGCUCUUGGAAGUUUUACUUACACUGCUAGAUAAGGAUGUUCCAGAGAAUUGUAAAAAUUGCUCACAGUACUUUUUCUUAUUUAACAACUUUGUACAGAAGGGUUUUGGUUCCUGUCAACUCCUCCUUAGACAUGGUGCAUUUCGUAGAAUGAUUUGCUUCCUGCUUGGUCCCAGCCGGCAAAAUAAUCAGAAUCGCCGCUGGAGCUCUGCACAGGCCCGUGAGUUUGGUUACCUUCAUAAUACUUUGGCAUUGCUUGUCUUACACACAGAUGUCUCUUCUCAAAGGACAGUUGCUCCAGGCCCAUUCAAGUAUCAGUCUUCCAUUGGGUUGUCUUCCUCUGGUUCGUUCCUGGCACUUCAUACAGAUAUAGAAAUAUUAUUGUUCAGGCCUGAGGGUCAGCUUUUUUUGCUGGAGGUCAUGUAUGCUAUGAGAGAGUUAACUGGUCCAUUAUUUAUCAUAAUUGAGAUGGUUACUUGCUGCUGUUUUUGUAAUGAGCACUUUUCAUUUAGAGUACUCCAUCUUAUCAAGAGUCAGCUGGAGAUGGCACCACCUCAUGAACUGAAAAACAUAUUCCAGUUGUUAUAUGAGAUUCUGGUUAUGGAGGACCCACUACAGCAUGAAAGACUUAAAUUUGCAUUUGAGUCAGAAAAUGGAGUCCUAGCCUUGAUGCACCAAAGUAAUAACGUGGACAGCAGUCGCUGCUAUCAGUGUAUCAAAUUUCUCAUUACGCUCGCUCAAAAAUGCCCUACUGCAAAGGAAUACUUCAAAGAGCACUCUAAUCACUGGAGUUGGGCAGUGCAGUGGCUUCAAAAAAAGAUGUCUGAACACUAUUGGGCCCCACAGAGUAAUGUAUCAAAUGAAACCUCUACUGCAAAGACUUUCCAGCGCACAAUCUCAGCACAGGAUACACUUGCCUAUGCUACAGCCUUACUAAAUGAGAAAGAUCAGUCUGGAAGCAGCAAUGGGUCUGAGGGAAGUCCAGCCAAUGACAAUCUUGAUCGCAGUUUACAACAGGGUUAUGAAUCUCCAAUGAUGAUCGGAGAAUGUAGAAGUGACCUCGAUGAUGUGGAUCCAUAGAAGAAGACUCUCUGGUAUUCGGACUUCACAUCCAGAUGGCUGCCCAGUUCAGUCCAUCAGCUAGAAGAACCACAAGCCUCAUGUUAGUCAUGUGCUGUAAUGCACUUUUGUGGAACUAACUUGAAAAAAAAAAGACAAUAGUAAUAUUUGCAGGUGUGAAAUUUUUCUAAAGUUUAGUCUAAGUGAAGCACUUUUACAGUUCUUACACAGCAUUGACUUUGGAAGUCAAAUAAGAGUAAGAAAAGGUGAACUUUGGUCAAUAUUAAAAUGUAUAGCUGUUGUGAAUUGUUAUAUAUGUGAAUAUGGAAAAGAUGAAUGUAAAGCAUUGCUUUUGUUAUAUGCAAAAGUUGUGUUAUGAUUUUUUGUACUGAAAAAUCAUGCAUACUGCCUCUCAUGAGGCAUGUUGAUACAUUUUUAACUUUGCUGGGAAUAUUAGGAAUAUUCAAUAAUGUAAAGAUAUGUGAAACAGUUUAAAUUUGCAUUGUAAAAUAUAUUAUUUGUAGAACGUGAUUCACUGUGGGUCAGUUGCAGCAGACUGGCAUACCAUCUGGGGCUGGUACCUUCCUUUCAUCCACUGCUUACUAGCACAAGAUGUGACCAUCACAGUCCUGAACUGGGUAAUGUAGGUAUCAAAAACAGAUGGAUGCUGGUCAUUUGUUUUCCCUCAAACUCUGUUUAAUAUGUCUCCCAUACUAUUUAUAUAGUACUGUGUAUUUGCAUUAUAUAAAGAUGGUUUUAGUGUCGUUUGGUUUCUAAAGUUUACUGAACUGCUUUCUACUAAGCCAUCUGUCAGGUAGAAUUAAUUACAAAGCAGAGUUUUCAUUGUUGGACAACUGAAUGCAGUCAUAGAAGAUCAGGGAUAACUUAAAAGGUCAUACAAAGCCCAUCCAUAACAUGCCUUUUUAAAAAGCCAGCACACUUGGUGGACAGAAAAGCUGGUGGGAGUAUAAUUGGUUUUACAAUAGCACUUUAAACUAGAACUGUGUAACAGUUUACAAUCAUUAUAUUACCUUUUCUUGACAUCCCAGAAGUGUACUAUGAGUUUUAUUCACGUGAACUGCAUUCAGUUGCAUGUGCUUGAUAGAUACAGAAUAAUGUUGAUAUUGGUUGUAUAUGAUGCUUUGAUUGGUUAAAGUUGACUUUAUUCUAUAGUUUUAUAUACAUUUUAUGGCAGGAAAUUAAUGCUGUGUCUUUGGGUCAUACUUGACAUUUUCAGUCAGAACAACAUGAAAAGUAUGCGUGUUCUUCAAUCAGCUGGAACCCUGUCAGAUCAUUUGAACUGAUUUUUUUUUCUUCUUUAUAGAAUGUGUUUCCACAGAUUUUAGUUUUUUUUCUCUCUCCUUUUAAACCAGUACUUUGAAAGUGUACAUUUGCUUUGUAUGUUUUUGCCAAACUUUGUUCAGUGCUUUGCCUUCGUUCUCUUGGUCUGCCUUACUGUAAAGCCACACAGUGCACAUUUUUGGAAGGGGGGUUGUGUCUGGUAGCAUCUAAGACAGUUAAAGCUGCCUCUAGUUUACCAGACCAAAGGCACAGUUGACCUUAAGUGCCUCUUAUUGUACACUAUUUUGAUAAACCUUUAUUCAUAGCUGCGUAAAGAAAAUGACAAACACAUUAAAUCAGUGUGCACAUUUUUUGCACUUUUAUAAGUAACUACAGGCUGUGCAUUGUGGAAUGGCAGUAGAGAGUUUUUUCCCCGUUAGAGAUACUUGACUUUAUUUGUGAAUUGUUUCAGUCUAAACUAUACUUUCUGCUGUGACAGGAACAGUCAGCACAAAGUUCUCUUUAUUUUAGUGCAUGGCUGGACUUGGUUUGCUAAUAAAUUUUGUCUGGCUGAUUUUUAA